AUGCCCAGUAACAAUCUAGCUUCCACGGAGGUGUCCCCGCUGCGGCACGUACGGGACAUCACAACUUUCCAUAAGGGCAAAGACAACACUACCUAUGACACUUUCUGCGCGCUGCCCAGCCCACCCAGGCCGUACUGCGCCUAUGACUAUGCGGUUAUCGCUGAGAUUAUCAAACAUGCCGAUACAGCCGUAGCCAGAGCGUACAGAAAGGGGACAGGCUCCGGCUUGGUCACCCUGCAGUCCAUACUUCAAGCGUAUGAGCACAUUCUGCCCCGCCAUGGAAUUAAGCCGGACGAGGAUACGUACUACUACCGUCUUAUUCUUAAGCUGAGCCUUGACCCGGAGCCGGAUUGGUGGGUGAAGCUCAACCGUGAAACCGGCACCACCGGAGGCGCUGUAUCGUCCAACCGUUCAACACCGCGGGCAGGUGAUUCCCGUCCAUCCAGUGUGUACCGCGUGUCGCCGACGCGAUUGCCUCGGUCGAUUGGGACAGGGAACAACGCAAAGCCCAGCGUCCAUAGCGCCAGCGCGACGCCUUCCGUCCGGAGCAGAAUCCCCACUAUCGGUGGUGGGCGGAUUCCCGGGCGUGCAUCGCCGUAUCGCACUUCAAAGUCGUUGGCGCGCUCAACUGAUCUUGAGCUGCAGGACGCGAUACGGACGGCAGUGGCCCAGACAGCACGGCUGCGUGCAUCAUGGGAGGCCUCUCAGGACACAGCAAGCCGCAGCGCGCACACUUCGCCCAGAAAUCCAUCUUCUCAGAGGGCAUCGCCGCGGAAAGGGUCGCAGGAGGCGGGCCGGAAUAUAGAUCAAGAUGCGGAAACAUGGGCUACCCGAGAGGCAGCUGCCAGAGCUCUGGUGAUACGGCACGCGAUAGAGGCGACGCAGGUGCCGCAGCAUGCAGCGUGGGAUGGAACCCAGAUCGGCGCGGACGAUAGGUCCGUGCGGUCCAUUGCUGGUCGGUCAGCAGUGUCGCUCCAGGCCGCGGCCCGCCAGGCGGCCGCGCGAUUGGACGGGUCCGGUCCUGGCAUGGGGGAAUUCAAUGAGGCCGCACGUGCCCUCCAGGAAGCGGCGGAACAGGCGACAGCUGCUGCAUACGCUGCAGUGGAUGCGGCGCGCGGUGUAACGCAGGGUCAUGCUCCGCUUCCAUUGGGUCGAUACGAAAUGGACACGCCAUCCGCAACUCUGACGGAAGGCUCCCUGCGUGCUUUGUCCGCGGCACCGCGCUCAGCGCCUGCGUCCGCCGCCUCUGGAAGCGUCGACGGGCGGUCCAUGAUGCUGCACAGCGUCACGAGUGAAGGCGGUGCACCUUCGUCAUUCUAUAGAGACGAUUUUGGAGAUACCUCUGAUUACGGCGCGGCGAGCAGCCGGUAUGCUUCUUAUUGGUCGCAGGGGACCCGGGAUCCCAGCGGUGUCAUAGAGCAUAGCAGGUCCUAUCGCGAUGAUGGUGUUGGUAUGUCACAUCUUGGCUCUCGUGUGCCCUCCAGCCAGUUUUUGCAUCGUUCCCUGAGCAACAACACCGGCGGUAGUGCUGGCUUGAGCUUCGGUGUGAGUCAAUUCAUGUCGGAACCGGGCACCGAUAGCCUGAGCGCGGACCGCGGCAGUGGAGGCGGCGCCAGCGGCGUCGGUGCAAGCGUGUCCAGCGCGAGGACGGGGCUCAGCGGUAGCAGCUUUCCAACAGGCACUGGCAGCGGAAUCGUCCGGCUUGGUGGGGUCGCAAGAAGUGAAAAUGGCGCCAGUGGGAUGCACCCAACGGCCAGCUCGACACAUGGCAGUGUAAUCAGCGCAAGCACACGUGGGGGUGGCGUCGUCUACGGCAGCAGCAUGCGGAGCGACGGAGGUCUCAGCACGCAUACUCACACUAGCGGCCGCAUGAGUUCUGCUGACCCGGGCAUAGAUCCAAGAGGGAGUGGCGGCCAUUUUAGCGGCCAUGCAAGCGAGUAUGGCGGGUCUACAAACCGGGGUGGCAGCGUGCGCAGCGCCAGUGCAAAUGGUGCUACCAGCGUCCCCGCCUCCGCCGGUGCUGGCGCUGGCGGAAGCAGCGCGUAUAGUUCCAGCGCCCCUGGUGACGUGGGCGCUGGCUCUGUCCGCGCCAGCAGUCAAAACCUUGGCAGGAGUGCCAGCUCUGGCAGGAGCGUCGGCGGCCUCAGUUCCAACACCGGCUUUGGCGGCUUCCGCUCGGACAUGGGCGAAAACAAAGGUCGGGGCGGCGGUGCCGGUGAUCCAGGCUUAGCGGCUGCCAAUAGCGACAGCGAGGCAUCCUUUCGACCAUCCAAUGGCACGGUGCGGGAUGAUGGUGGCCCAGGACCGGACGCCAUUGCCAGGAGCCAUGCUGCUAGCUUGCGCACUGGCAGCAGCAUUAGUCCCGUGCCCCGAGGCUCUGGAUCUUUUGCAUCAGGUACACAACACGACCGAAGCUAUAGUGCCUGGCCGGACUGUCCAGAUGGCAUCGGCGGCGGUGGUGAUGGCUUCAGCUUCCAUUCGAGUGCCGUUGCCAGUGGUGUCAGCUCGGGUGUUUUCAAUGAAAUUAGAAGACCUGGAGUGGCGAGCGCCGGUGGAUUCGGGCAUGUCUCAGCCGGCGGUGCUGAAAGCUUGGUCGGUGAUGCUGGCGGGUGUUACGGAUACCCGCCCGGGGCCAGCGGUAUCUUUGGCGGACGUCCUGACGAAUCGAGCUUUAGCUUUGCCACGGGCGGCGGAGGGCCUGUACCAUACGGCCAAUUCCCACCGGAUGGCAGUAUUGCUGGUGGCUUCCAUUGGCCUGCACCUGAAGCAGCUGCCGGAGGCGGCGGCGGCUUGUUUCCUGCGGCUCCAGGCAGCGGUCCAUGGGGACCGAAUGACGAUGGCCGGGGCAACGCUUCUGGCAGCGGAGGCGGAGGCGCACCGCUUGGACGGCCUCCUUCGCCGCCUGAUGAUGAGGAUGAUGAGGAUGAUGAGUCAGAUCUGCCCGAGGACGCUGAGGCGUACAUGGACUUCAGCCGCAUGGCACGUGCGUUUCAGACGUGGCGACGAAACACUUGCACGCGCAUGAUAACCAGGUCUGAGCGCGACCAGGCCUUGCACAACUGGGCCGUUGCGGCUUCGUUCUGGGCGGUCCAGUUGCUGCGACGGUGCUUCACUAAAUGGCACAGCCUCGCUCCUCGCAAGGCCCUGAUGGCCAUGUCGAUCUGGGGAGACAACAGCCGUGCCGGAUGCUUCAGGCGCUGGCUAGUGUUUACGCGAUUCCUCCGAUCAAAGAAUGCUCAGGGUGUCCGCCUCUGGCGGGUCCGCCUCCUCAAGCGCUCCUGGCGGCAGUGGAGGCACUACACUUGGUCCCGGCAACGGAAGGUGAUGGCGGCCAAGAAGGCUCGGUUAUUCAGGACCGACAGGAUGCUGCACAGCAGCUGGCUUUCAUGGCAAACCUUCACUGCCUACAGGGUACACAAGUGCAGUUCUGUACGUUGCCCCUUUGAGCAGGCGCUGAUGGUUAAGAAGGCUGUGGGCUUCUGGUCAGACCUUCGGAUUCGUGCCUACUGGCUGGAGUGGCGCUACUUCACCGUGACGAAGCGCAGGGUGACACUGGGCACCAGAAAGGCGCUGGAGUUCUGGUCGCGACACGCUGCAUCUCUCGCUGGCCGUCAAGUUCUGGACCGGCUCUACACUCCGCAGUUGCUGGCGGCAAUGGCGAGAGUUUACCGUCAAGCAGAGGCACAAGGCUCUGGCUUUGGAGCGUGCGUUGAAUUUCUGGGCUACGCACAUUCGAUCUGCCUGUCUGCGCUUGUGGCGACAACAUACGGCUGCUCGGCAGCGCAAGGUGAUUCUCGCUUCUUGGCCGACGACACUAGCAAAGCGCUGCGAUUGUGGACUGGUCGCACACUGGCCGCAUGCUUGUCGACGUGGCAGGAUUUCACGGCCAAACAGAAACGAAAGGCGCUGGGAUUGGCCAAGGCAGAGGGCUUGUGGAGGAUUCACACGUUCCGGAACUGCCUCUCCGAGUGGAGCUUACUAGUACAGGAGGCGCGGCGGAGCUGGCAGUUGUCAGAGCAGGUGUACAUGCGUCGCUUACUGCACAACUGGCACUUGGUGGCUUGCUCGCUUGCAAAACUGUCGGCCGCAUACAACACCAUCCAACAAGCUGCUUGCAACUACGCCCUCAAGAUUCUCAGACCGCUGCUGCGCGACGUCUUCUACUGUUGGCUGGACUGGCAUGAAGGGAGGAUGCUGCGCCGGUCCCGUGAGACCGAGGCGCGCCAUAGCAUGAAUGCCCGCAAGCAGCGGCUGGUAAUGCGAGCGUGGUACGGCAAUGUGGUAGCGAGCAGGAAGCUGAAAGCUGCCUGCCAGUCCAUCAUGCGGAACGAGGUGAAGCGGGUUAUGGUAUCCGCCUUGCGUCAGCUGCGGCGGGAGCAUGACAAUGCGCGGCGGGCGGCUGAGGGGCGCAGGGCCGUGGAGCGCGGCGCAGCCCGGCGCUGCCUGCGGCACUGGAAGGCGCUGGGUCAAGCUCGGCAGGCCCAAGACGAGUGGCGAGCUCAGCGGCUCCAGCUUGUGACAGCGCAGCGCACUCGGCGCGUAAUGACAGCAUGGCAGCUGGUGGCCUGCCUGCACGCGGAGCACGAGCGUCUGGUGCAUAUCUGCACUGUUCGGAUCCAUCGGCGCCGGGCCGCGACCAUCAUCCAAGCAUGGCGUGGGCGGGUCCUCGGUUCGGUGACCAAGCGCAUGAAGAUGCUCGCGGCGCUUUUGGCGUGGGAGCGGGGCUUGAAGACCCGCGCAUGGCGCGCCUGGAGCAACCUUCUUGCCGCUUCGCGUGCCAGCGCCAGCCGCUUUGCCAUGGCAGCCCGUCAUCAUCGCACCAGGCGCCUGGGGCUGUGCUUCGGCGUGCUAUUGAAGCUGUGGCGCGCAUACCGCGAACGGCUGGGGCGUGCGCUGCGAUUCCGCGAUGUGCACGCCUUGGGGCUGCUCGCAGAGGUGCUGGCGGCCUGGCGGGAGCUUGUGGAAGUGCUGAAAUGGAAGAACAUUCGGAUGCGGAGGGCUGAGACGCACGGCCGCCACCGGCUGCUGGCUGGCUCUCUUUACGGCUGGUAUUAUGUGGCCCGGCACCGCCUGGCCUCAAAGCAUGCGGUAGCGGUAGCCGUAUUGCACUGGGUGCGACGUCGUCGCGCCGCUGCGUUGGCGUGGUGGCGCGCCUGGGCUGCGACCCAUCGGGCGAUGCGGCUGCGCGGGGAGGGAUAUGCGCGGGUGCGGGCAACGAGAACAAAGGCAUGGGUAUUGGUGCGACUGAGGGCCAACGUGAUCCAAAAUGCGCGCAUUGCGGGCGCUAUUGCCCACCGCAACCGCUACAUGGCGCGUCUCGCUCUGUCCGGCUGGUUGCUUCGAACCCUGCUCGCGGGGGAGUGGGUCAGCCGCUUGUGGGUAAUUGCUGAGCAGCUGUCAUGGCAGCUGCUGGCGGACUCGCUGGCGGCAUGGCAAGAGUUUAUCCUCCACCGCCGUAGGAAGCACGGCAUGAUACGGACCGCCAUGCACUACUGGCGCCUGGGACGCCAACGCAACGCUUGGGAUAGCCUGCGCUGGCACGCCACGAACCGCCAGAUCAUGCGAGCAGCGAUGGCACGAGGGCGUCAGGGUGCGGCAUCACGCGUAUUGCGGGCCUGGCGGGAGGAGGCGCAUUACCGGCGUGGGCUGCGGGACCGCUUUGCUCUGAUACAGGCGCGCUCCCGGCGGAUGGCGUUGAGGCAUGGUAUGGAUAGAUGGCGUAUCUUCCUGGCACUUCGGGUGUUCCGCCGGGAACAGCAUUUCGUGUCGGGGCAACACUACCUGCGGAGCACUGCGUGGCGAGCCUUCCGCAGCUGGUACAACUACCAUAUGCACCUGCGCCACGCAUUUGAGCGGGCGCAGGCAAUCACUCACCGCUGGCGAAGGCGCGACGCGGCAGAGGUACUGACUGCAUUCGCCGAGAACGUUGUAUUCCAGCGCCAGAUGCGCGACGCGGCGGAGGUGUUCCGUAUCACCUGCUCGCGGCGGGUCUUGGCGGCAUGGCAGGAGUUUCUGGGCAUCAAAAGGGCGACUGACUUUUGGAGCCAUAAGCGCCUGAUUGAUGUGUUCGGCGCCUGGGGGCAAUACGUGCUUUGGAGGCGAGGUUUGCGGGCCAUCGGUGCACAAGUGGCGCUGCGCUGGCGCAGCCUGACCGCUGCGCUGGUGCUGGCCACCUGGAGGGACCUUACGCGGGAGCGCCUGCGGCUCAUGGAGCUGGGCUUCAUGCUAGCGGCCAGAACCACCCGCACUGCAGUGUCGGCACUGCUGUACUCCUGGCAAGCUUAUGCGGUGCGGAGCGCCCGCCGCAAGCGCACAGGCGCGUUGGUCAUGGCGCGUAAGCGCGCCGCCACCCUACACGCUUGCCUGAACGGCUGGCACACCGCUGCGACAAGGCGAGCCAGCCUGAAGCGCGCUGCCGCCACUACCAUCGCUAACUCUCAGCGCUCCACCCUGUUGGCUGUCUUCGGUUUCUGGUACUGGCACGCUGCGAAUGCUGCGCGACUGCGGCUGAUCUCAGAGCAGCUCGCAGCACGGACGCGACGUUGUCUAUUGGCCGCCGCGAUGGCGGCGUGGUGCUCUCACGUAGGUCGCGCGGUGCGGCUUCGAGCAUUGCAGGAAACCAUUGCCGCAAGUGCGAGAUUCGCGGCGGCACGCGCUACGUUUGAGGCAUGGCACGAACGCGCUGCCUACAAAGCUCACCUUCGGUUCGCCGAGUGCCAUGUGUCUGCGCAGCUGCAGCUUAAAGUGAGUGGCGCAGUGUUCGACGAGUGGCACGCGCGAGCAGCAUACAAAGCACGUCUGUGUCGGGCAGAGCGGGCCCUGGCGUGUCGUAUCCGUCUGGCGACCCUGGGCAACAUCUUCAGCAGCUGGCUUGGCUACAGCAACUAUAAGGUGCAGUGCAAACGAUCCGUGCGGGUGAUGCGGUGCCGCCGCCAGCGGCGCACACAAUUGGCAGUGCUACAAGGUUGGCGCAUCUGGGCGGCCUACAUGGCGCACCUGGCGGCGGCGGAGGCGCGAAUGGCGCGACGGCAUCGGGUACGCCUGCUGGCAGAGGCGUGCUGCGCGUGGCGUGCGUAUACAGAAUAUAAGGGCCAGCUGCGAAAGGCGGAGGAGAGGGUACGGGAGCGGUGGCAACGGAGGCUUUUGGCAGAGGCUUGUAUGGAGUGGCACUUGUGCGCGUGGCGCAUAGGCGGGCUAAAGGCCCUGUUGGAAAGGGUACUGGUGCGGCUUACUGCACUGGCCUUUUACGGCUGGAGGGAGUUGGUUGCGGAGGGAAAACACUGGCGCGCGGUGCAGAGCGCAAUGCGGGCGAUGAUUGCUCAGAAGCCUGCCCUUGGUGAGACUGCUUGCUACGCCAUAGUCAGGCUUCGCAUGUGGCCGCUGUCAUUGGUAUUCUACACGUGGUACGACAACGCGCAGGAGUGCCGAUACCUGCGUGACAAGACAACCGAUGCCGUGUUUACGUACGCAGGCAGCUUGUUGCGCAAGGCUCUGGCGACAUGGUUGGCCUAUGCGCUGCGGCGCCACCACAUGCGUCAGAAAAUCCACCGCUUCGUCUCAUCCGUCAGUGCCAAGAUGCUACGCAAGACAUUAAGGGAGUGGCACCGUUUGGCAAUGUACUUGGGGCGGCUGCGGCUAGCGGCGAUGGUCUUGAAGCAAAGAGUGGACGACCAGAUGCUGCGCUUCACGCUCGGUUUAUGGCGGGAGACGGCGGCGCGCUGGGCUGGACUCAAAACUAUCCUGGCGCGCAAUAUGGCCCGGCUGUUGUCCCUGGCCUGGGAGGUGUGGCUGGAGGAGACAGUCGCAGGGCGCAAGAAGGCGCGGGCGGUCAGCUUCAUUGGUGCCCGCUGGGCACGUCGCGACCUGGCAGCUCUCUUCGCCGCCUGGCACCGUCUGGUGACAGCCCUCAAUGCCGCGCGCCGAAUCCUGGCGCGAGCGCAGCGGCGGCACAAGGAGUGGGCAUGGGCGGUCUGGCAGGAGGUUGUGUUCCAAAUGGCCCUCGAACGCGGAAAUGAGCUGCAUCAGCGGCGGAUCGCGGUACGAGCCUUGCAAGGCUGGCACGAUGUAGUGGUGGACGCGCGGCGUGAAGCGGUGCUUAAGGCACAGAUGCAGCGUCGGGUUGUUGAAGAGGCCUUCAUGGAGUUGCGGCGACAGUGGCUCGCGCAGACUUACUACCGCAGAUUGUACUACCGCCGCACGCUUGGGGGCUGGUACAAGCGCGCUCAGGAGCUGCGCCAAGAACGGGCACGCCUUUGGCAUGCCUCCCGCGCCAUCCUUUACGGCUGCCUUGCGCGGUGCUUCACUGUCUGGUGGCAACACACCCAGGCAAUGACCAUCAAGCGCGCCGUGUUCGUUCGCAAGCAGCGGGCUUUGGCUGAGGCGCUGCGGCGGGGCGACGAGCUGGUGGCCCGCAGGAAUGCGGAGCUGGCGGAGCUGACUUUCAGGGCCUGGCGUAUGCUGGCGAGCCGUUACAAGGAGGUGCACCGGCGGCGGGCAGUGCUGGGUGCACGCCUGGUCGCGGGCGUGUGGGCAGAUUGGCGCGAGACCACCUUAACCCGGCGGGCGACGAAAGCCAAGAUGGCCGCUGUGCUUCGCCGGCGUCUCCUCGCACGGCCCUUCACCGCUUGGCGCAAGGCCGCAGCCGCAGCUGCGUCCAAGCUGGACAUUGCCGACUCGCAUCGCCGCGCGGUGUUGCUGGAUGCAGCCUUGAGCGCCUGGCUUGUCCACCACAAUGAUGUGGCUUCUCGCCGCAUGGCGCUGCGUCGCGCAUUAGCAGCAGGUUGGGCUGCGGCUGCUGCAGCCUUGCGCGCGCGCGCGUGGGAAGCAUGGUGCGAGGCCAUGUUGCGGCGGAUGGCGGUGCGGCAGGUGGUGGAACAAGCGUUCCAGCGCCGCUGCAGACGGAGGCUGGGCCAGGCCUUCGACGUGUGGCUGAAGUACACACAGGCAAUGCGCACAGGUGGCAUUGACCCAGGCUCCCCUUAUCUGACUCCUCGUGACCGCGACGUCGAUCGCCGGCUGGUCACCAGGAUGGCGGCACUGGCUGGAAACGAUCAGGCGCUCGCGGGUCCCGAGAUCGCGUCGUCAGCAGGCGUGCUGGACGGCCUCUAUCCUUCGAGUGCACUCAAGCACGCCCUGGAGCGGCGGCAGGAAGUCUCGGCCUUCCUGUCCUUGGCGCGCAACACCCUCUCCGCCGGCGGCGCCCGCCGUACGCCCGGCUCUGCCUUCGCCUCCGCGAUGCUGGCGGAGCGCCAACGACAGGGGGAUCGGCGGGCCAGUCACGGCAGUGGCAGUGGGAGCGGCAGCACGGCUGGGAGCAGCCACGGCAGUUCCCUGGUCUCGGCGCCUUCCUCUGGGGCAAACGGAGCCGACUUGUCGGAACUUGCGCUGCAAGUCGUGCGGGCAACACCCGGGCUCAGCCCCGCAGGCAAGACUCGGGCCCCAACGGCUCCGAGGCCGCGGCCAACGAAACCCUUGAGCUCGGACCUUGGCAUUAGCGGCAGUCUCUACGACGAUAGGCUAGACUUGCGUGCUCUAUAUGACAACGUCGGGAUGCGCGCUAGCUACCCUCCGCCGCCAGCCGCGGCAGCAACGGCAGGUCUGCCGCCGCCUGGCCCCUUCGGCGGAUUCACCCCCGUCCGCCCGCUGGGCGAUAGCCCGAUGCCGUUGCCGCGAGGCGUCGUCAUGCCUUCCAACCCCGCUUCCGCUGCGCACAUCGCGCCGCGCCGCAUUGAUUUCACGGGGUCUCGUGGCGAUGUUGGCACAUCGGUGAUCCCGCUGCCGGCAGCGUACGAUAAUAGCCAAUACUAUUACGGGUAUGGCACUCCGUCAAGGUCCCAGCAAGCGCGCGUUGGCGCUGACAGCGACAUCUCCAGCGUCACAAGCGGCGAACUGCUGCCCCUGGAUGAGGUGCAGGCGCGAGCUAUUGCCCCGGCUGCUGCUGAAAAGCCACCGGCGGUGGCAGCGGUUCCCUUCUGGAUUAGUGGCACGACACCCGGGGCACGGCAUGCUUCAGCCAAGGGCAGGAACUGGGCUUGGGGCUCAUCACCCCAGGCUACCGGUUUUGCGCUUAAAUGGUAA
Volvox carteri f. nagariensis is the source of this 10077-nucleotide messenger RNA. RefSeq lists its product as uncharacterized. Gene Ontology annotation, molecular function: phosphatase binding. NCBI's taxonomy places the organism in Eukaryota, Viridiplantae, Chlorophyta, Chlorophyceae, Chlamydomonadales, Volvocaceae. The transcript has 45 exons. The record is from RefSeq and is a predicted model, not a curated record. The coding region runs from base 1 to 10077 and encodes 3358 amino acids.